This is a messenger RNA of Colletotrichum siamense, 699 nucleotides long. RefSeq lists its product as uncharacterized. The coding region runs from base 1 to 699 and encodes 232 amino acids. The record is from RefSeq and is a predicted model, not a curated record. The transcript has a single exon. Lineage: Eukaryota; Fungi; Ascomycota; Sordariomycetes; Glomerellales; Glomerellaceae.
AUGAGAGAGCAUGUAGGGUCAGCGGUCCCGCACUUGGCAACCGGCGUCACCUCUUACCAAGAUAGGCCUCCCCCGAAUCACAACUCAUUAUCCCAUCCGCAUCGCGUGCAACUCUACGACUCGCCGCCCUGGAAGAAUAUCGAACCACAGGCUAUCUUCGCGUGGAACUCACCGCACCCCUUAGCGCCCCAAACAGGUACCGAGCCGAGAAUGAAAGUUAGGCUCUGCGUCAAAACCACAGACCUCAAAAGACUCAUGCGCGAAGGGUUCUUCUGGACCACUGAGAACUUCAACUUCAAAGCCACUUACACCCAUACCCUGGAUCACCGCAAGGAGCCCAAAGAGUUGGCGCAGGUGGGAUGGACAUGCGCUCGCAACUUCUUCUUGUCGGACCUGGGAGACGACCCUUUUUGGACGGCAAAGAUGUCUGUCUAUGCUCGCGACCGUGUUACUUUGGACAGCUUUGCCGUCACUGGCCUUAGCAGGAAGAACAUGAGUUGGGCUCGCGCAUGGGCAAAGGAUGGAACGAGCGGGUAUGUAGAGGAUCUCUACAAGUGGGUAGGCGACAGUCCCGAGUCUUCCUAUAACAAAAUAUACGGCAACUUGCCGCUGGAUGGCUGGUGGCCAUGGCCAAAAGCCGAUGAUGAUGAGAUGCUGCAUCUUGAAGCAAUGUCAUACGAGUUGGGACCAUCGCCAUGA